Coregonus sp. 'balchen' is the source of this 5043-nucleotide messenger RNA. Lineage: Eukaryota; Metazoa; Chordata; Actinopteri; Salmoniformes; Salmonidae. The record is from the annotation of a GenBank genome assembly.
UGCACUGCACAGGGGAGCUACUGUGAGAGAGCAACCAUCAAGCAGUGUUGGGAAACAACGGUGGAUUGUAGGUGCCACGUUUUUUAGUUGCCAAAGAACAUAUUUGAUUCAAAGUAACAGUGCGCAUUUUUGUACGAUAUUCGGAUACAAAGUAGCCGCGUUGCGCAAACCUUGAAAGCUGUGAAAAAUAAGGAAGUCACACAUUAGUUCUUGAUUUGGGAACUUAGAAGAGGAGCAUCAUCAUCAUGUUCAGUUGGGUGAAUAAAGAACAAGGAGGCAGAAACAAGGACGGCGAGAUGUACCAAACUGUGACGGAGGGUCUUGAACAACUUUACACAAAAAAAGUAUUUCCAUUGGAAGAAACCUAUCUUUUCCAUGAUUUCCACUCACCGGCGUUGGAGGCAGCGGAUUUUCAGAGCAAGCCAAUGGUUCUACUGGUUGGACAGUAUUCUACGGGGAAGACGACGUUCAUAAGGUAGUGCAUCCAGAAAUCAGCAACAGUUAUGCAUUCUCAUUUUUGUGAUAACUUUAUCUUACCUCCAGGGCUCUCUGCCUGUCAGAAAUUAUUGAGUUGUGAAUAACCCCUAGGUAAUAGCCUACUUUGACAAUUGUGAGCUGUCAAAAUGGGGAUUAAUUUCAGUCAAAAAUGUAACGUUAAAUGAGGAGAUAACCACCGAUGGAACAGGUUGUUGCCCCGUGCAACCUAAUGUAAACUGUCUAGUGUUGGGAAUUAUCUAGCAUUAUGUUAAGGUUGUAAACAGCUUGUUUCUAGUUUUGUUUUACCAAUAUUACAUUUUCACAUUCAAUACAUGAAACAUCAGACUUCCCAUUUUCCUUAGAUCAGGGGAGGGAGGUGCCACACCAACUGCUACUUAUAAUGUUUUUUAACGUCAUGAGGUAGAAGCUUGAUUAUAAACUGGGUGGUUUGAGCCCUGAAUGCUGAUUGGCUGACAGCCGUGGUAUAUCAGACCAUUUACCCCUAGCAUGACAAAACCUUUUUUUUACUGCUCUAAUUAAGUUGAUAACCAGUUUAUAAUAGCAAUAAGGCACCUCUGGGGUUUGUGAUAUAUGGCCAAUAUACCACGGCUAAGGGCUGUAUCCAGGCACUCCGCGUUGCAUCGUGCAUAAGAACAGCCCUUAGCCGUGGUAUAUUGGCCAUAUACCACACCCCCUCGUGCCUUAUUGCUUAAGUAUAGAAGCAGAGUAGUAUUAACUGUCCAGUUUCCACCAACUGCGUUACAGUUAACACCAUCAAUAUCAAUGAGACAUGUCUGGUGACCUGGGCCUUUUUUGCACCCCUGGACUCUGAACAACCAACCAUUUAUAUGAGAGAAAGAAUAGAACCAUUACAGAAUGGAUAAAACUGUCUAAAAAUCUCUGAAUUUAUGGCCAUUUUAAGAUCUUUCUCUCUAAAUCAUCAGGACAGACUCAAAUGAUGUCAGUUUAAUAUCAUGGUGAUCUGCAGGUUCUGUAGUAAGAUAGGACAUGCAGCUAGCGUCACUAUUUUUAGGGAAGGUGCCUUUGGUAGGCUACAUAUUUCAGUUUGGCAGCUGCUGAAAGUAUGUACACAAUACUGAGAAUUAGGUCAACAUGCUCCUUUUUGUUGUAGGGUUAACAUCUCACCUUGCAGAUCAUGUGCACAGAAAUAAAUAUGGUUUCAAUUUAGUCAAAUGUUUUUUUACUUGACCAUUUAAGUUGAUCUUAAAAAAAAAAACUGAUCAACGUUAGUGAAAAAAAUGUCUUAUCUUAAGGAGACUACAUGGUCACUUAGUGUUAAAUUGUACUGCUCAUUCACAACAAGUGAUUUGAUUCUUGCAGAGCUUGCAGAGUUACUACAUACAGGGAUCCCACCCAAUUCUAAGGAAUUUAAUGAUGAAUCAUGGGAGUUGAUCAUAGCCUGGUCCCAGAGCUGUUUGUGCUGUCACUCUAGCCUGGUCCCAGAUCUGUUUGUGCUGUCUUGCCAACUCCUAUGGUCAUUGUCAUGCCGAAUGUGACGUGUUUGACAGCAGAAACAGAUUUGGGCCUAAACCAGGCUAGGGAGUUGAGGCCAUUAAUAGUCAUCCUAAAGACAUCUCUUCUCCUCUGAGUGGAUGUGGCCAAGGCAAGCUGGCAUUCCUCUCUUUGAAGACCUUUGACACAGUGCCAUCCUCUCACAGGAAGGGCUGAGGACCUAUAGCAUGGUCAGAACUCUGCAGGAAAAACAACAUGAUGAGUUGCUGUUUUUUUUUUUGGUAUUGGGGAGCAUAUAUCAAGCACUCUGCCAGCCUUUAAAGUGUCUAGUGUUGGCACUUGGCAGUUGAAAAUGUGAGCAUGUGCCAUCCAGUUAGGCAGAUGGCCAAGCACUCCCAUAGUAGCAAAGUAUGUGGUAUUACUCAAAUAUGUGGUAUUCACAUUCAUUUGCAUAUGCAAGUAUUUUUUUGUCUUUCAGCUUGAAAAAUGCAAAAUGAUAGAACGUAUACAGAGGCCUCGUACUAGUAGGCGUUGGCCUGGUGUGUGUGCAGAUGUUUCAGUUAGCAUAGUGUGUUCUGCCAGAGAGCUUUGUAAUCAUGUUGGAGCCAGAUGAUGGAUAUUGCUGUUGUUUUAUUACCUCAUGUUCAUCAACCAUCAUGCCAAGUCCUAUUGUCCAUUGUAAAACAUUAUUUGAAGUGUCGUGUUGCAUUGAUAUGGUGUAUCUACAUUUACAUUUUUUACAUUUUAGUCAUUUAGCAGACGCUCUUAUCCAGAGCGACUUACAGUUAGUGAGUGCAUACAUUUUCAUACUGGCCCCCUGUAGGAAUCGAAUCCACAACCCUGGCGUUGCAAGCGCCAUGCUCUACCAACUGAGCUACACAGGGCCUAUCUAGUGUCUGGAUAUAUUGUUAUGGUGUAUCUAGUGUCUGGAUGUAUUGACAUGGUGUAUCUAAUGUCUGGCUGUAUUGACAUGGUGUAUCUAGUGUCCGGAUGUAUUGAUAUGGUGUAUCUAGUGUCUGGAUGUAUUGAUAUGGUGUAUCUAGUGUCCGGAUGUAUUGAUAUGGUUUAUCUAGUGUCCGGAUGUAUUGAUAUGGUGUAUCUAGUGUCCGGAUGUAUUGCUGUAAUGUAUUGAUGUAUGUACGCAUUGCUGAUCUUACAAAAUAGUGUCCAUGGAAAUGGCCAAUAAAGAUAUUGUAUCACAAAACAGUGGUGUUUUACUCUUACUCUGUUCUGUUCCAGGUACCUGCUGGAGCAGGACUUCCCAGGCAUGCGGAUUGGCCCAGAGCCCACGACAGAUGGCUUCAUCGCUGUCAUGUACGGGGAGAACGAGGGCGUUGUCCCUGGCAACGCUCUGGUGGUCGACCCCAAGAAACCCUUCCGUAAACUCAACGCCUUUGGAAACUCUUUCCUCAACAGGUAAAGUGGACCGUUUUUGUUUAUUACUGGUAACACUUUACAUUAUGUAACAACAAUAUUGUAACCGUAGUAAUUACAGUAUUACUACACAGGUAUAAGCAUAAAAUCACAUUACACAAUUUAAAGGAUCUCUGUGGGUCUAAGAUCAUCUCAAUAUCAAGAGUUACCCACAUGGUGGUGUAAUUAUUACUGAAUUGCUGUGGCAUGUGGAAUUUUCCAUUACAUAAAAAGGCAUCUGAGCCUUGGUAAAGGCUCAGAUGUUGAAUUGUUCAGCUGAGGUUGACAUUUUCUUAGAUAUGAGUAUUGAUUGAUUAUACCAGACACCACCUCCCACUGCCCCUGUUAUGUAUUAUAGGUUCAUAUGAUAAUUUAUCUUAUCAACAUUUACCUCCCUCUCUCACUUUGUCCUAAUAAAUCUGAUAUUAGGGACACGAGGGCCCUGUUCAUUAUAACAUCUGUAAUAAGUCAUUCUUCUUGUGUAGCGAGAACACAUACUUGAAAUUAUAUUUCUGUUUCACGUUGUAGACAGUGUUUUGUUGAGUACAUUCAUCCAAGCAUGCAUUUCUGCAUGCAGUGCAAAAUAAUAGGCUUUUCCCUCCCUGUAGUUACAAGGUUUGUUGAUUUUGUCCCCUAUUUUCCCUAAAGUGAUUUCCAAAGCAGAUCCAGUUGGUUUAUGUAAUCAUGAUUUUUAAAAAGCUUAGAGGUUAGGGAUUGUUUUGGUAGUUUUCUCCCAUUGCUUCCUGUCAGCCCAGCCCUUUUGACAUAGCUGACAUUUUCUUCCACAAACAGGUAGGAGGAAGCAGUGACUUUGUCACCUUUCGUUAGUUGUAGCGCACACUGUCUGUUGUUGGCUUGGCUGUCAGUUGUUGGCUCAGUCAAGAGUCUCUCGUAGAUAUAAUUUUAGCCAAACAACACUUGGCCGAAGCAUGUUUCCUUUUUCAAGAUAUUUAUAAUCCAAGGGAAAUGGGUAAGUACUUCUAUGACAGUUGCCCAAGUUAAGGUCAAAGACAUUCCUGACAAAACAGAGGACGUCUCUUCCUUUCCAGAGAACCUCCGACAAAGCUCAUUGUUUCCAGGGGACGUUAAUGUGCGUCACACAAGAUGUCACUUGGAGUAUGUUUUUUUCCCCUCCACCCAACUGAAGUUAAGUUAGAGCCACACCACAUACAUGGCUGCAUACUACAUAAUUGUUUCUAUAAAUCCUUCCUGCCAAAAACAAUAAACACUGAGACAGGUAUGGGCCUUGCUGCCAACCAGACAGAUAUACAGCUUUCAUUAACACAAUAUUUUCAUCAACACAUCAGAUCUGAUUGAAUGGUUGAAUACUCAUCACUGUUCCUCUAAAUCAAAAACAUACCAAAUUUAGAAAAAGCAAUGGGUGGGGGUAGAAAAGGGAAGAGAAAACGUCUCAAUAUGUUUUGACAAUAGAAGUAAUUGGGGUGUUUUCUGGAGCUGGCCUUCAUGUCUAUUACAUGUGCUGUGUUUUCUUCUCUACUGUAUUUCUAAUACUAAUGCUACUCGGUUAUUUUCUUCUCUCCUGUAUUCCUGUAGGUUAAUCUGCUCCCAGAUGCCUAACCAGGUCCUCCAGGGCAUUAGUAUAAUUGACACACCAGGAAUCCUGUCUGGAGAGAAGCAACGCAUUAGCCGAGGUCAGUAGCUAGCUAUCAAGCUGAGAUG